Abrus precatorius (Indian licorice) is the source of this 6181-nucleotide messenger RNA. RefSeq names its product histone-lysine N-methyltransferase ASHH2. Gene Ontology annotation, molecular function: histone H3K36 methyltransferase activity; protein binding; zinc ion binding. The transcript is spliced from 19 exons. Gene Ontology annotation, cellular component: nucleus; chromatin. The record is from RefSeq and is a predicted model, not a curated record. The coding region runs from base 140 to 6043 and encodes 1967 amino acids. Lineage: Eukaryota; Viridiplantae; Streptophyta; Magnoliopsida; Fabales; Fabaceae. Gene Ontology annotation, biological process: regulation of DNA-templated transcription.
UGCAGCGGGUCUUAGAAUAAUGCUGCUUUCUAGGGUUUUCUUUCCGGGAGACGGUUUUCACGUGCAGUUUUUGUUAAUCGGAGAGUGACGUGUUAGUGGCGUUGUGCUAGAUUUUUGAAUGAUUUGAUUGUGAUUUGAGAUGGGAUCGUGUGGGGAAUCUGUUAUCGUUGAUGAUCGCUCAGGAGAGUCUGUUAUCGAACAGCAUUUGUGCUCAGAGAUUCCGAAGCAGUUAGUUUCCGUGCAGGCGUCCUGUUCUGAAGAAGCUUACAAUGGGUUGGACACUAAUAUUGACCCCUCCAGUAUGAUUGAUGGUUAUGAGGGUGAGGGUCAUGCGGGUUCUGCAAGCAUUGUUGAUGUUACUGGCGGGUCCGGAGAUGCUUUGGAUUUGGCAAGUGAGUGUAAGAAUGUUGAUAUGUUACCAUUGGAGAAAACUGCAGAAGAUAAUUGUCAGAAUUGUUUGGGGAUUUCUUGUGGGAACAGUGAAAUUUCCGGUCCAAAAAGUGGUUCAGAGUCAAAUUUUCAAGACGAUGGCAACUUUGACCUGCCAUUGGAAUCCUUAACUACAAAUGAGUUGCAGAGUCAUUGUGCCCAACAGGAUGAGCAGAAUGAUGGUAAGAGCGAUGUAUUACCCUCAGAAGGAGAUGAUUUAGAUCUCACGGAAGGGAAAAACAGCGAGGCUGAUUUUCUCGCUGAUGCUUUCAAUUGUGCACUUGAUUUCAGGCAUUCUGGAAUGUCUUUGGAAUCAGAAUCCGAGGUUGACUUGCUAGUUGAUUGCAGCCUGAAAAAUGAGCAGGAGGAAAUUAUGAGAAAUGCAGAUCCUUUGUUGAAGGUUGUAGAAAAAUGUGAGGCUUUAAUUCAGAAGGAAGCUGAUGCUUCCAGGCACAUAUCACCUUCUCCAGUUACAGAAGUGCCAUCAGCUGCAUUAUGUACAGAUACAGAAAUAGAGAGCACAAGUGAUCAGCUACAUUGUCUGAAAGAUGGUGAGGAUUGGAAUCAUACUUGUGAAGAAAUCAAUAUUAGUUCUUGUGUAAAUUUAUCAUCCUCUCCAGGUUGCCAUGUGACCUUGGGGAGGUCACCUGUAGUUGAUUCUCCUUGUGAGCCUGUCAUGUUGGAUCCAGGGUGUGAAAUGAAGAAUGGUGUAAUGCCAAUAGAAGAUAAUUUCUGUAAAUUGAAGGAUUGUACCUCAGAGGAAACAGCCAACUCUACCUUUAAAAAAUCAUUAUAUCCAGAAUCAGGUCAGCCCUCUGAUGUACCUGAUUUCUGUUGUUUGGGCAAUGAUGUCUCCGUCAAUAAUAAUAGUGCAGUGGAUAAUCCUGGACAGACAGGUAAUGAUGGAAAAGAAGCUGUUGAAAUUGGUUGUGUUACUGAAAGCAUUCCAUUACCUUCUCAAAGAAAUAGUCAGAGAACUAAAUUUGGUUGUAAGACACAAACCAAAAAGGCUACAAAAAGAUGCAAGAACAAGGCCAAGGUGACUCGUCUUGGUGGGGGUAUGGAGAUAAACUUAGAGGCUGCCAGAAAGAAAAGAAGUUGUUUCUCCAAACCAGCUCGUUCUUCUACGUGGGGAUUGAUUGGGAAUAUUAAACACUUUUUUGAAAAAGAUAAUGAGCUUGGAGUUGGGGAAGCCAUGUGCCAAGAAUUGGGAAAAGCUAGACGUAGGCGUCAAAGUGGGAAAGCAGCUAGGAAUGAUGCAGGUACUAGCUCAUUGAGUUCAGUACAGAAAUGUUCUGUUUCAACUACUCGCGUUCGUCUGAAGAUCAAGUUUGGGAAAGAAAUUGAUUUAAGUUGCUCAAAUGUCUUGAUUCCAGCAGCUGCUGAUGGCUUGACUUCUGCUUCCUUCUUGGGGUCUGGCUUAGGUUCUCAGGAAGUAGCCAGCAAUGUUGAAGAAAAAUUUUCAGAAGCAGCGGCUAUGGGAAAUUUAGAAUCUUUCAAUGACAACCUGGAUAAGGAUGGUCCUGUUCUCAAAGGAGACAUUGUAAAUAGCCAGUUAGAAAAUACUGAAAUAACAGGGAAAUCAGAUGGGGAUGCAGAGGAACUGUGUCUUGCUGUUCCUUCAGAGAAGGUGGUUGAAGCAUUGAUUGAACCUAUCAAUAAUAAGGGUAUGGAUCCUGGGACUUCACCUGAUUCCGAAGUUAUUAAUUCAGUUCCUGAAGUCCAGGUUGGAGAAAGACAUCAAGAAGAUGUACAUCAUGCUAUCUUAGGCUCUUCGAAAGAUUUAAAUUCUAAUUUGGAUGUUACCUUCAGUAAGAGAGGGAAGAAAAAAGACAAACUUAUUUGUUCCAAUAAUUGUAUCACUGAAGAUGGAUCACAAUGUCCACCUGGGAAUAGCAGAGCUAAGCAUUCAAAGAAUCGCGGACGUAAGAAGAAUUCCAGUGAUGCAUUUAGCUCUUUGGAAUUGGCUACUUCUACAGAGAUAAGCAUACCUGUGAGCAGUAAAGAAUUGUCCAUUGAAUCAUUGCCCCUUCCUGUAGAGACUGAACUUGAAGGCCUCACGGAGGCUUUGAAUGUUAAAAAUCACAUGGAAGUUAAGACAACUUGCAAACCAUCUGUCGACCAUGGAUUAUCAGAAUCCCAGGGUUCUGAGAAUUUGCCAUCUUCUGCAAGAUCCUUUGGGCGUAAACUGCCAAAAAGUCUUAGACCUAGUAAAGUUAGCAAGACCAAGUCAAAAGCUUCUGACUCAACAAGAAGAAAGAAAACUGCUUCUACGCGAAAGGAGAAACAGAAGAAGGCAAUUAAUAAGAGUGAAGUCAAGGGAAAAGGUGUCGCUCUUAAAGUUGCAUGUGAAGCAGAAGAUCACCCACAUCCAGCAGCAAAUGGCAUUGGAAAUCAUAAGUUGGAAGCUGUUGGAAAUAUUAAUGCUGGGGACAACAAAAUAUCAGUUAAUGUAUCUAAUUUUGACAUGCUGUCUGGUGUUGGUCUGGGGGAGCAGCUUCUAUCACCCCGUAAUGCAUGGGUGCGUUGUGAUGAUUGUCACAAGUGGAGGCGAAUUCCUGCUGUGCUUGCAGACCUAAUUGAUGAAACUAACUGCACCUGGACAUGUAAGGACAGCAGUGAUGAAGCCUUUGCUGAUUGUGCUAUCCCUCAAGAAAAGUCAAAUGCAGAGAUUAAUGCAGAGUUGGGAUUAUCAGAUGCCUCUGGUGAAGAAGAUGCAUAUGAAGACUCCAAAAAUUAUAAGGAAUUAGAAUAUCGGCCACCAAUGGUUUCCCAGGAGUCAACUUUUACCCGAAUUUUGACCAAUGAGUUUCUGCAUCGUAGCCAUAAAACUCAGACUAUUGAUGAGAUAAUGGUCUGUCAUUGCAAACCACCUCAAGAAGGCAAGUUGGGCUGUGGGGAUGAAUGUCUUAAUCGGAUGCUUAACAUCGAAUGCGUGCAAGGAACCUGCCCAUGUGGGGAUCAUUGUUCCAAUCAGCAGUUCCAAAAACGCAUUUAUGCCAGCCUGAAGUGGUUUAAAUGUGGGAAAAAGGGUUAUGGACUUAAGGCACUUGAGCAUGUAGCUAAAGGCCAGUUUCUUAUUGAAUAUGUUGGAGAGGUGCUUGAUAUGCAAGCUUACGAGGCACGACAAAGAGAGUAUGCUUUGAAAGGUCAUAGACAUUUCUAUUUUAUGACCUUGAAUGGCAGUGAGGUGAUUGAUGCAAGUGCUAAAGGAAACUUGGGCCGUUUCAUUAAUCAUAGUUGUGAUCCUAAUUGCCGGACAGAAAAGUGGAUGGUGAAUGGGGAAAUCUGUAUUGGACUGUUUGCAUUGAGGGAUAUUAAGCAGGAUGAAGAAUUGACAUUUGAUUACAACUAUGUAAGGGUUUUUGGUGCUGCUGCCAAAAAAUGUUAUUGCGGUUCACCUCAUUGUCGAGGUUAUAUAGGUGGUGGUGAUCCACUUAAUGCUGAACUUAUAGUUCAAAGUGAUUCAGAUGAAGAAUUUCCAGAACCUGUUAUGCUUUCCGAAGAUGGUGAAAUUGAGGAUGCUGUACCUAUACCCAUGUACUUUGAUAAUGUUGAUACACAAUCUUCCAGGCAUAUGUUAAAAGACAGGGAUAUUUUGGACAAGUCUACCACUGCUCUCAGUGGAGACGGUUCUCCAGAGAAAGAGAGUUCCAUGAACCCUGCCUCUGCUGUUUCUCUGUUGCAUAGCUCCGUAGAAGCAGAGGACUCGAAGGGCAAGUUACCAUCUUCUGUUCAUGUUGAAGAAAUUUCUCAACAAAUGGAGGAUGUAACCAGCAAACCCAAGCCUACCUUAGAAGAAGAAUAUGCAAUAGAAUCAGAGUUUGCUGACAAAACUUUGAUUCAAAGAUUAGAGACUACUUCCCUUACAAUUGUUGACAAAGUGUUAAGUAAUAGGGAAUCCAAGUCUGAAAUAGUUGAAGGCAGGAAGGAUUUUUCACAAACACAUCUGCUUGUGAAGACUCCUAAGUUAAAUGGUUCUGUUAAAAAGGGAAAGGUUCGUGCUGAUCCUCCAAAUGGCCUUAAAGCUGAGGUGACAGCCAACCGAUUGCAGGUGUCAUCUAUCAAGCACAAAAAAGUAGAAGGUUCUUCCAAUGGAAGGUUUGAAGCAGUUCAGGAGAAACUAAAUGAGUUGCUGGAUGGAGAUGGGGGAAUAAGCAAAAGAAAAGAUGCCACCAAAGGGUACUUAAAGCUUUUGUUUCUCACUGUGGCAUCAGGUGAUAGAAGCAAUGGUGAAGCAAUUCAAAGCAAUCGAGAUCUUUCCAUGAUCCUUGAUGCCCUUCUGAAAACAAAAUCUAGGGCAGUGCUGAAUGAUAUAAUUAGCAAAAAUGGUUUACAGAUGUUACAUAACAUAAUGAAGCAGUACAGGCAGGACUUCAAAAAAAUUCCCAUACUACGAAAGCUUCUUAAGGUCUUAGAGUUCCUAGCUGCAGGCAGGAUAUUGACAUCCGAACAUAUCUAUGGUGGUCCUCCAUGUCAUGGAAUGGAGAGCUUUAGGGAGUCAAUGCUUUCCCUGACAGAGCAUGAUGACAAACAGGUCCAUCAAAUUGCUCGAAGCUUCAGAGACAGAUGGUUUCCCCGACAUGCCAGAAAACAUGGCUAUAUGGACAGGGAUGAUAAUUGGGUGGAAUCUCACAGAAGUUUCAACUGUAACAGAUUUCCUGUAUCACAGUCUCUUAGGCAUGAGCAGGAUAUAAGGGCUACAGAAGCAAUUGAUUGUACUCAGCAGUCAAUGCUUGUGACAACUUCAGUAGAUGCUGGUGCCCAGGAAGCCUGUCCUGCAGUGUCUCUAGAUGGUGUUGAAAUCAAAGGGGCAAAAAAACGUAAGCGUAAAAGCCGAUGGGAUCAACCAGCAGAGGGAAAUUCACAUUCUGAUAUGGUCAUUAGCUCUAUUGGUGAAAGCCAGAACAUUCAAGAGGAUGUCCCACCAGGGUUUUCAUGUCCAAUGGGUUCAUUAAAUGCUUCCCUAAACUCUGGUAAUUUUGGCUUGCAAAAUGCAAGCCAUUCUGGAGGUCCCUCUGAUUUAGUUAUUGGUCAUCCAAAAGAGAAGUUUAACUCUCGUUUGCCUGUCUCGUAUGGAAUGCCAUGGUCUGUUGCCCAGCAGUAUGGAACACCUCAGGCUGAAUUUGCAGAGUGUUGGGUCACUGCUCCUGGCAUGCCUUUCCACCCAUUUCCUCCACUACCCCCCUAUCCACGGGACAGCAAAGACUGUCAACCUUCUAAUACUACUAUCAAUGCUGUAACAGUCGAUCAACCUGCUGAAGUUAGGCUUUGUGAUACAAGUGGUAUGGUUAAUUGUUACUCAGAUGAUAUGAUUCCCAGCACAACUGGUUCUAACCCUGAAGACCUUCAGUGCGGGGACAAUAAACACAUUACUAAGAGAUUGAAGGAUGACUCCAAUGAUUUGGGAAGGAGGUACUUUAGACAGCAGAAAUGGAAUAAUUUAAAAAUACAUCGACCAUGGUUCAGGAGGAAUGCAUGGAGUUGUAACGAGAACAACUCUAGCGGUGAUUUGUGCAGUAUAGAUGUAGAUGUACCAAAAGACUCAAAAGUUACUUGUAAUGCGGAGGAUGCAAUCUGUAGAGAGGAGAAAGGUGGCAAUAAUAUUUAUUAGCAUGCACAGCAGCAACAUCAAUAUUGUUCACAGGAAAAAGAAAUUAUUUUUGUUUUCUUUUUUCUUCCAUAUACAUUAAUGUACUGUCAAUUCAUUUGUUCCGGAAUCUAUUAUUCAAUGAAAAUCUCAUUCAAUUUC